CUCAAGUUGAAUAACUUCUUUGUCCGUGACUGUCUGGAUGAGUAUUUUGACCAUCAGCAUUUAUUUAGUGAGAAUUAGCAAUGUCGGCCCUUCAGAAGUUCAGAUCUCCCUUGGGAAUUACAAUACAAAGUAGAUGACCCGAAAAUCAGACGUUUCUUUCCACUCUUCAGCAUGGAUUCCCGGAACAGUGGAAUCAUUCGAUCGUCUUCAUUCUAUCUGUAAGCGGCGCAUCAUAUUAUUGUUAGUAUUAUGUCACCAUUCUAAUUUCCGUGUAUAAAUGGUUGGGAUUUUGGCUCUGAACUGAGGAAGACACCGAAUAAAGUAAAAAAGACCCAGUAGCUAUGAUUUCUGUACUGGUUUCUAAUGGACACCCUCUAUUCUCAAGAAACUCAAAAGUCCUAAAUAAUGAAAAGUUUCCUUCUUUGGUUCAUCUCAGUUCCAUUUCUUGCUCUCAGAAACACAAACAGUUAUUCAGGAACCCAACUCUCAAGUGCUCUAAGUCCGAAAUUGCAAGCACAAAAGAAGAGAGGAAUGGUGGCAGGGUAGAGAUGAUGGUCUUGUGUGGAUUCGGGUAUUGGAUUCAAGGGUUCAGGUUAUUCCCAUGGUUGGCUUUGAACUUCCACAUGGCUCAUGGAAUGAAGAUGAACCCUUCAACAUUGCAGUUUGUGCAGAACUCUGGUAACCUCCCUUUUGUUGCCAAGCCUCUCUAUGGGAUCUUGUCUGAUGCUCUUUAUAUUGGUGGUGCUCACAGGUUGCCUUACAUUUCAAUCGGAGAUAUUUGACCGGUCAUUGGAUGAUAUACAUCUCAGAUUUUGUCAAUUUAUUACCACAGCUUUCCUCCAGGCAUUGGCUUGGGGUCAACUGGCACUGGUUUCAGCUGCAAGUGAAGGAUUUGUUGGUCUUAUAGCGUGUGUUCUCCUAAGCAACCUUGGAGCUUCCAUUACAGAAGUUGCCAAGGAUGCCCUAGUGGCAGAAUAUGGUCAGCAAAACAGAAUUCCUGGUCUUCAGUCUUAUGCAUUUAUGGCAUCUGCUGCCGGUGGGAUUCUUGCAAACUCACUAGGAGGAUAUAUCUUACUGAAAACAAAGCAACCUAAACUCAUGUUUCUUUUCUUUUCUGCUUUACUCGCCGUCCAAUUGGUUUUGUCUUUGGCGGUAAGGGAGAAAACUCUUGGUUUGCCUCAACCAUUAAAAUAUGCGCCUGGUUUGACAAUAAGAGAACAAUCAAUCGCCAGAAGUAUCAAAAAACAAUAUCUUGACCUCAUGGUUUGUAUUAGAGAAGAAAGGAUAUAUCACCCCCUGAUGUGGUUUGUGGCAUCAACUUUGAUUGUCCCGGUUCUAUCAGGCUCUGUCUUCUGCUACCAAACCCAGUGUCUUAAUCUUAAUCCUUCAACCAUUGGGAUGUCAAAAGUUACUGGCCAGUUGGUGCUUCUUUCUAUUACUGUCCUCUAUGAUAGAGUAUGGAAAGAUACUCCAAUAAAAAAAUUAAGCAGCAUUAUUCAAAUCCUAUAUGCUGUUUCACUUCUUCUUGAUUUCAUGCUCGUGAAACAAAUUAAUCUCAAAAUGGGUAUUUCCAGUGAAGCUUUUGUGCUCUGCUUUUCGGGAAUUGCAGAGGUCAUAGCCACAUUCAAGCUUUUGCCAUUUUCUAUUCUUUUUGCAAGAUUAGCACCAUUGGGUUGUGAAGGGUCACUAUUGUCUUUCUUAGCAUCAGCUUUCUAUUUCUCCUCAAUAGUUAGUGGGUAUUUGGGUGUUGGAUUGGCGUCUUUUCUUGGGAUAACAUCUGGCGAUUACUCAAGCCUUCCUGUUGGGAUAAUAAUCCAGUUUAUGGCGGCAUUAGUGCCCCUUGGUCUGCUUAACUUUUUGCCAAAUUCACAGUCUUCAACCGAAAAGGAAAGAUAGAGGUAGGGAUACAAGGACAAGAAGAAAUGGGAGAGGUUAAAGAGACGAUAUGCCAAUCUGGUUUGCAGAGAUAAGUUCUAUUAUUAAUACAGUCUAGUUUAUUCAUUGUCCGUUCUUUUUUAGAUGAGAAGAUACACUCCAAAGUCCAUACCUUUUUUUCAAGAUAGAAAGAAUAGAAAAUUCCUUAAAUAGGACUAAAACAUACACAAAGUGCACAAAAAGAAUCACCGUUAUCUUCUUCCUAAAAUAGAAUUCACUCACUCCUAAUUGGGGAAGUUUUAUACUUGUAAUAAGAUCAAAGAAGCCCCUUUUUGGGAAUAAAACAUAAUUAGCCCUUUUUAUGCACUUUAUCUAAGUUUUAGUCCUAUUUACAGCCUUUUGUUUAGAAUGAAAUAUUGAAGGUGCUGUUUUUUUGCAACCAUACAUGUUUUGUACUUUUGUCGUGUAAAAAUUCCUCCAAAUUAUAGCUUGAUAAGAACCUUCUUUGAUUUAUAAAAUAAUGAUCAUCAAAAUAUGACAGUUAUAAUUUUUCAUUUCCUUUCAAGAUCAGUUGAAAGAAACUGUUUUACUCUUAUUCAUUUUUUUGGGUGGAAAACAGCAAGUUUGUUAAUGUUCAAAAGCAGGUACAAGAUGUAGGGGGCAUAAACUAAGGCAUAUAGCCAACCCCUUUAAAGAGGCAUACCCCAAAGUAUGCAAAGAUUUUAAUUUUUAACCAUCGGGUAGAGGGGGGGCACCUAAUACCAAAAAAAAUUAGGGCUUUGAAUCUUAUCCAUCACAGGAUGUCCUCAUGUCAGAGGCUUCAACCAUAGAGAAUGAAGUGAAGAUUUAAAUUAAGUGAUUAUUACUAACAAACAGUGGGAAAGUAGUAUAAUAAUCGGAGGAUUAGGUGAUGAAACCAAAAGUUGAAACAAACUGGAUAUGAUUUUGAAAGGAAAAAAAAACUCUCUAAAUAAACUACAAAAUUUCUGAUCAAUCAUCUGGGAAAAGUUCUUCCUUGAGUGAAGGGGCAAUCCAUUGGAUUUGGAUAUAUGUCAUCUCCCAUAGAUCAUCAUCUUCUUUCUGAACAAGAAUCUGACUUUCCUUCAUCGCGAGAACCAUUUUCUUUAGUAGUUCUGGGAUAGUUUCCACCAAUUUUGAUUCCCCAUACAUUCCCAAAUCAGCCUUCAUGCAUGUAUCCAUUCUCCUCAAGAUCCCCAUCCAAAAACCCCUCAUAUCAGCACACUCCGAUAUUUGUUUCAAGUACAUCAGGUAAACAUCUGUCAACACCUCCAUUGAUAGCUUCAGAGUCCCUUCCAUUCCCCGGGUUUCCCUCUCUGCGUUCUCCCUCUUCGAAUACUCCAACAUCUUUUCAUGCAAGUCAUCAACCAUAGAGAACAGAACAAGCUUAAUGCAACUGACGAUGAUGGGCGGGGUAAAGCAUAGCUCUUCUGCUAACGCAAAACUCUUCUGCAGAGAUAUGAUGGAGUGGUUUCUGAUCUCUUCUCUUCUUGAUAAGCUUGUCUUUCUGAAUGCUUCCCCUAGCUUGAUGAAACAAGUGGUUGUGAAGUUGGGAGAGGAAGACAUAGCUUUGUCAUCAUUAUCUGGAUCACCAUUUCCUCCACUUCUGCUCCAAUUUACCAGCAAAGUGACUGUAUUUGUCAUCAAGUCCAUGAUUUUGAGGUUCUUUUCCAAGGAACUGUUCUUUAGUGCAACAAAUCCAAAUGCUGCUUCUAUGCAGAAAGGGUAGUUUGACCUUGAGAUGUUGUGGGACCCGUCCGACAUCAGAUUGAUGAUUGCCUCGACUUUCUGCUCAUACAUUUCCGGAUGUCUGCCUGAGACAGACAACAAAUGUAGGACGGAUUUCCACCCCAUAAGUGUUUGUAAAUUUGCUGCGUAUUCAUUUAAGAUUGUGGUUACUGAUUGUACUAUGAACUCUGAGCAUGUGUCUAGGAUUUCCUUAUCUAAUUUCAACAUGAGAUUUAUGGACUUGAAGAUUAGUUCCUCAGGGGCUUUGUCUUCUUGGGGUGAGGACAGAAGUUUGAGGCAGAUCUUCAUUAAGGCUAACAUUGCCUUUUCUGCAAAGGGGAUUGGUGAAAACAGGGGGAAUUGUGCAACAUCUAGUAAAUAUUCAUGGUAAUGAGGCCAAAAUGUGGCAAUUCUAUGGAUGUUUGAAGAAGAUAUGGCGGCGAUCAAAUCCCAACAAAACCCAACGGUUUCUUCCUCCUCAAUUGCAGUACUAAAUUUCUGGCCUUUUCCCGCUGCAGAAAAAAUGAGCGAACGCCCUAGACUUUGAACGGUCUCUUCGGGCAGAGAUGAACUUGUGUUGAAAAUGUUUCCUAUUCGGCACUGAUUGAUAAUCUUUAUGUUGUUUUCGAACUCACUCACUCCGAGGUUCAGAGACUCUUCCACAUUUUCCAUGGAUAAAAACUGUGAGAAUCUUCCCAUUAGACCACUGGAUGCUCUUGAACCGGACCUCUCAUGUCUUGACCUGUCAGAGGAGGGGGUUUCUGGUUCAACGAAAACAGAUUGUGGGAGAAGUUUUAGCCUCUUGAGUUUCAAUAGGCAAUCCACUAUGGUCCUCCAACCUCCUCUGAUGAAGUUCUUGAAACUGUUUGCAACUGUGAAAACCGCUAGGGUGGCCAUCCUCGGCUUCAUAUCAUUGCUGAAAGUGUACAGUGUUUCUUCUGACGAUGCAUAAGGGUUUAAGAGUGUGGUAAAUUUGCAGAAAGUGCAGACGAGCUCGUCCAGUGUGUCCUCUAACCCGUACUGACAUAUUCUAGCUAUGGAGAAUAGUGCUUCAAUGCAUUCAUGGAGGACUUCUUCUACGUCGCCCUGUUCGAAAAUUGCUGCUAAGGUGGCCACUGUGGGGCCCGCAAUGGAAGCAAAGAGAUCUCUUCCCAGACGACGGUCGAAAUCGCACAUUAUGUAUGGAUUCAUGCUCUUUGAUCUGUUUAUCAGCUGAACCCAUUGGUUCGGAUUCAUUUCAGGCAUGGAAUAGGAAGAUUCAAAGACGAUGGCCUUUGUUGAAAUGGAAUGGAAAAGCUCGGAGAGGUAUUCUCUGGGAAGAUCUUGACCGGCAUUGAUAGCUCUGUUGUUCUUUAUGAAUUCAUCCUCUGUCAUCUUCUUUUUCACCUGAGGAUUAUGUUGAUCAGUGUUGAGCAUGAUGACAGAAUAACAGAGGACCAGAACAGCAUCUUUCCCGUAAAAGAAUUCUGACGAUUGUUGAUCGUAAAACCUCUCAGCAAAUGCUUCCAGCACUCUCUGAAUCUUCUGUGAUUCUCCUGGCAACCUGAAUGAUUCCAAGAAGGUUCUCAAAGCAUUGUCCAGAACCAUUCCAGUGAACUCGAACGUGUCAGUGAACUCCUUGAGGACUUUAAGGUGGAAGUCAUCAGGAUCUCCUAGAAACUCUCCAAUUAAAACCUUGUCCAGUUUCGGGGUGUACCGGAAAAAUGCAGCAUAGGCUUUUGGGUCGGGUGGAUCUGACACCAGCCCCGAAUAUUUCAGGAAUCUACUAAGCCUAGAUCCUUUUCUUCCUCCCAAAAAGGUAUGCACUCCAUGAUCUCAACCGGAUAUGGCCCGGAAGGAGUGGGAUCGUCUUCUUUGUCAAUGUUCUCUGCAAUGUUGUGGAUGACGGUUAUCAGGCCCUCAAAGGCUUGGAGUUGCAAACUAGUGAGAGCAGGACCUGAAGGGUAUGCAUGCUUGCAGAGGAGCUUUCCAGUGUCCUCAAACACAUUUCUGAAAGUCGGGUCGCAAUCGUAAUUCACAUAAGCUUCCACUACAAAUGUGGGCUGCCUGCAAAAAUUUACCAGCCCUUCUACAGCCACUUCUUGGAGGGCUACAGAGUUGGCAAUGCUCGCCGCUUUAAACAGCACAAAUGAGAAGAAUGCUUCCAGUUGAAGGCGCAUCGACCUGAGAAGUGGAUUCAUUAAUUAAUAAAGCUGCGUUUGGCCAUCAAAGAAAAAAAAAUCACUCGUGGAUCAACUCUUCUUAAAUUCCAAAGUAUAAAAAUUCUUCAAAUAUUACUAGUAAUAAUUAACUAUCAAUAGGAUAUCAUUCAUUUUAAUAUCAACAUGAAACUGAGCAAUUGACAGUUAGUAGUUGAAUAGAUGACAUUUAUGUCUUCAAAUUUAAAAUUAACAUUUUUUCCCCUAUGCAUACUCAAUUUCUUAUAUUUAAUAAAAACCCAUCUAAAAUCUCUAAUAGUGUAAUCUUAAUAGUACACCACCGUUCU
This is a messenger RNA of Cuscuta epithymum, 6106 nucleotides long. NCBI's taxonomy places the organism in Eukaryota, Viridiplantae, Streptophyta, Magnoliopsida, Solanales, Convolvulaceae. The record is from the annotation of a GenBank genome assembly.